AUGGCUAGCGACUCGGUCAAAGGAGUAUUUUGUGCGGACGAGGCAGGCCUGAGUGUGUGUAAUCGCGGAACACUGGACAGCGCUAGUAUUGCGGGUGAUGUGACAAACGAAAUGAUGAAACUUGCAAACAAUUUGGAGCCCGAUUUGCCGAUCUCCUCCAUUGUCGUGCAACUUUUAGGUUCCUUUUUUUCUUUCCCCGAAAUUGCAUAUGAGGUGCCAUCUUUACUUACUUUACCUAUAUCUUUACUUCACCCAUACUAG
Molecule: messenger RNA, 261 nt
Organism: Gongylonema pulchrum
Lineage: Eukaryota; Metazoa; Nematoda; Chromadorea; Rhabditida; Gongylonematidae
Source: the annotation of a GenBank genome assembly